AUAAUGAAACAAUAUCUCAUAAGCUAUGCUAUGCGACUUCUUUUUUAUAUGACAUUCCCUUGCAACUAAAUUUAAUAGUUGCAUCUACAGCGAGUUUGUAUUCAUCGGACGGUGGAUUAUUCUCCCUCGCUUCACACGAACGUCCUGGAUUUCUUCCUGUUUAACAGAUCACAAGGGAAAUAUUAGCCAACAUUUGAGAUAGUUCAGGUACUUAUUUACAGGUUUAUUAACAGAACAGAUCGAUUUGGGUUUCUGGUAUAUCUCACCACAGGGGAGAACGCUUAUCUUGUAUAUCACUGUAGCAAAAUAAUGGCUUUUGCAAGCAAACUUGGAAACCUUUUGAGACAAAGCAAAUCUAAGCACACAAGCUUUAAUGGAUCUACAUCCAUGCCAUCAAUAUAUCAAGCAUUACGACACAUGUCCUCGUCAAGGCUUUUUGUUGCAGGUCUGUCCUAUGCAAUCGAUGAGCAGUUUCUAAAGGAAUCAUUUACUGAAUUUGGUGAAAUUACCGAAGCAAGAAUUAUUUAUGACUGGGACAGUGGUAGGUCGAGAGGUUUUGGUUUUAUCAGCUUCACUUCUGAUGAGGAGGCUGCUUCUGCCUUAAAAAGCAUGGAUGGCAAGCAACUCAGUGGACGGAUACUUCAUGUCAAUUAUGCUAAUGAAAGAAGAAGUGGCUUCGGAGGUGGCGGCUACGGUCAGAAUGAUGGGUAUGCAAGUGGAGGUGGCUACAACCGGAAUGAUGGAUAUGGAACUACCACUGCCUAUAGCCAAAACAACAACAAUGAUCAGUAUGGAAAUGGAGGUGGUUAUAGUCAGAGCCAGAGUGAAUAUGGAUCUAGUGGUGGUUUUGGUGAUAAUGAUGGGCAUGGAAGUGGUACUGUUGGGAUGGUCGAUGGUGACAUAGGAUAUGAUAAUGAAUCUGGUGAUAAUGUUGGCAAUAUGGGCAAGGGCUAAUAAGUAAUAAGUAAUAAGUUGUUUCCUUGGCCAUUUUUGCAGUUUGCAAAAAGUUUUGCCAUGUGCGAUUCCUAGGGUUAUGUUUCUGCUUUUAUUGAAAUGCAUCUUUGGGAACUUUGGGUUGUUUUAGCUAUCUGUGCACUCUGGUCCCAAAGCAUGGUGUCCCAGCCUGUAGGAUACAAAUGAUGAUUUAUAGCAGUCAGAUGUAUUGCAACUAAACUUGCACAAGGUCACUCAGCCCCAGGAACAAUGUUGUGUUAUUGUAGUUAGAUAUCUGUUUCCAUUUGUUCAAAUUUGUUGAGAAUCAACACCAUAUAUUAUCUUCCAAUGGUUGGAAUGCUUUUUUGUAGGACUAGUUCUGCUGGGAAGCUAGAAAUCUUGAAUACUGAAUAGGUAUGAUUUUAAACUUUUUUGGCAUUUUACUUUUA
Messenger RNA from Cryptomeria japonica (Japanese cedar), 1382 nucleotides. Its product is annotated as glycine-rich RNA-binding protein 4, mitochondrial. Gene Ontology annotation, molecular function: RNA binding. The transcript is spliced from 5 exons. The coding region runs from base 310 to 954 and encodes 214 amino acids. The record is from RefSeq and is a predicted model, not a curated record. Lineage: Eukaryota; Viridiplantae; Streptophyta; Pinopsida; Cupressales; Cupressaceae.